AUGACCAAGUGUACCAUCUCACAGAACACGGCAACCCAGUCACCGCCGCCAUGCCCUGCAUUCGCCGCCCACGUCCUGGCGCCUCCCUGCCGCGCUGCUGCUGCCGGUCGCCUUCCCCGGACCAUUAGCACGGCGCCUCGAAACCAGAAUCGAUACGGCAGCGAGAACCCUAGAUGCCUGAAGACCGCUCUCUGGGCGCCCUCCCAGGCCGUCACCGCCCCCCCUGUACAAUCGCGCAACCGCUGCUACAUUGACAGCGCCGGCCGCCUCAACCUGGACCCCAAGGUUGUGCCCAUUGGGCAUCCAUCCAUCAGCCUGCGCCAGUUGUUCAUCACCUGA
Verticillium dahliae VdLs.17 is the source of this 339-nucleotide messenger RNA. RefSeq lists its product as uncharacterized. Bases 1 to 339 code for a protein of 112 amino acids. The record is from RefSeq and is a predicted model, not a curated record. NCBI's taxonomy places the organism in Eukaryota, Fungi, Ascomycota, Sordariomycetes, Glomerellales, Plectosphaerellaceae. The transcript has 2 exons.